GCUGUGUGUGCUGCUUGCGGGGAGCAUGGCUAUAGAGUGGGGGGCGGGGCGGUCCCUAGAUGCUGUUGGACUACAACUCCCAUCAUCCCCAGCCACACUGGUCAAACGCAGUGCGGUGUUGAGAGCUGUAGUCCAAUAACAUCUGGGAACGUCUUACCUAAAUGUAAUCAAAGCAGCCUCCCUACAUUUCCCUACAUGCAUUUCUGUAGCAGAACUUUCUAGAAAUUGAGGGGCUUGGUCAGAACAAAAAGAAAACCAAUUUUACAAUGACAAAAUAUCCACAGACAAGAUAUUUCACUGCUAGGGACUGCAGAAGACACUAAAAGGCUUCUACAAAAUGUGCAUAAGGAAGUUUUUCUAUGCCUUGCCUUAUCGCUGUGCCAGGAGACUGAGAAUCCUGCACCAUGCCUGGAACAGAUCUUCACACUUGAUCAUGUGGAGGAAUUAUAUGUCCUGUCCCUAUAAAGCGGUGAUCUUGGAUAUGGGUGGAGUUCUCCUUCCUUCUCCAUAUAAGCUGGCUGCCGACUGGGAAAUUCGGAAUCAUGUCCGCCCUGGCACCAUCAAGCAAGCCUUAAUAUCCGGAGGGGGAAACCGACCUUGGCUGAGGUACAUGAGAGGGGAGCUGGAGCCAGCAGAGUUUCUGCGCGAGUUUGGACGUCAGUGCUCUGAGAUCGCUAAUGCUUCCGUUCCAGUGGACUCCUUUCUCUCUGACCUAACUAGUAACCUCAUGUCAGGACAGCUCCCAGUUAUGACCGAGGCUAUAAAGUGCAUCCGAGCUGAAGGUCUCAAGACAGCCGUCUUAAGUAACAAUUUUUACUUGUCCAAUGGAGAAAGUUUUCUACCCCUAGACCGAAAGCAGUUUGAUGUGAUAAUCGAGUCCUGCCGGGAAGGGAUGUGUAAGCCAGACCCUCAGAUCUACAAGGUUUGCUUGGAGCGUCUGGGUGUUCAGGCAAAGGAGUCCAUCUUUCUGGAUGACAUUGGGCAGAACCUGAAAGCCGCUGCCCAGCUUGGCAUGAAAACACUGAAGGUUGAUGACCCCAAUUCAGCAAUUCGAGAACUAGAGACCCAUCUGGGUUUUCCUCUGCAGCGGUUUGUUCCAUACACGUGUUCUGUGAGGCCAGCCAUGGAGAUCCCCAGAGAGCCUCUCCAGAAGUAUCUUGAAAGCCUUUUGGGGGCUCUGACAGACGGACCUUUGGUGCUGCGGCAGUUCAGCCAUGGCCAGUCAAAUCCAACUUACUACAUCAGGUUCGGGGAUCACCACCUGGUCUUGAGGAAGAAGCCCCCUGGCAAACUGCUCCCCUCUGCACAUGCUGUGGAGAGAGAGUACAGGGUUCUGAAGGCUCUCGCUGAAGCUGGGGUUCCAGUCCCUAAAGUCCUCACCGUUUGUGAAGAUUCAAGUAUCAUCGGCACCCCCUUCUACCUAAUGGACUACUGUACGGGUCGGAUCUUCAAGGAUCCCUCUCUCCCGGGACUGGAGCCCAACCAGCGGAGGGAGAUUUAUAGCGCCAUGAACAAAGUCCUCUGCAAGAUCCAUAGCGUAGACAUCAAAGCAGCUGGCCUGGAGACUUAUGGGAAACAUGGAAACUACAUUCAGCGGCAAGUCCAGACCUGGAGCAAGCAGUACCGUGCCACAGAGACACACACCAUCCCAGCCAUGGAGAGGCUCCUAGAAUGGCUCCCUUCCCACCUGCCCGCCCACGAGCGCCUCUCUGUCGUGCAUGGAGAUUUCAGGCUGGACAACCUGAUCUUCCAUCCAGAGAAUCCCGAGGUGGUCUCUGUCCUUGACUGGGAACUCUCCACCUUAGGCGAUCCCCUUUCCGACGUGGCGUAUAAUUGCCUUGCAUAUUAUCUGCCUUCUCAUUUUCAUAUCCUGAAAGGUUUGAGCGACUGUGAUCUGAGCCAGCUGGGCAUUCCCACGGCAGAGGCCUACUUCCAGAUGUAUUGCGACCACAUGGCCAUGCCUCCCGUCAAGAACUGGAACUUCUAUAUGGCCUUUUCCUUUUUCAGGGUGGCUGCAAUCCUGCAAGGAGUAUACAAACGCUCCCUCACGGGUCAGGCCAGCUCAGCGACAGCCGAAAGCAGCGGGAAGCAGGCCGAGUUCAUGGCUGACCUUGCCUGGGAUUUUGCUACGAAAGAAGGUUUCCGAGUCUUCAAGGAGCUCCCAGACGCCCGGCCUCCAGCCCGGCCAUUCAGCACAUGGGCCAAUCCCGGAGGGUUCCCAAGGAGGAGCUAUUCCACUGGAGCAAGUUCCGGGUCCGCUGACGCCGCCAAGUCCCACCUGAUUGUCUCUCCGGAUGGCCUGCCUCGCCGAGUCCAGGAGCUGCACCAGAAGCUGAAGGAAUUCAUGGGCGCCCACAUUUACCCUGCCGAGCAGGUCCUGCGAGAUCAUCAGGCUUCUCAGAGCAGAUGGACGCCCCACCCCCUUGUAGAGAAGCUCAAGGACAAGGCGAAGUCUGAGGGCCUCUGGAACCUUUUCCUGCCGCUGGAGAGUGACCCAGACAUGAAAUAUGGAGCGGGCCUGACCAACCUGGAGUAUGCCCACUUGUGUGAGCUGAUGGGGACUUCAGUCUAUGCAUCGGAGGUAUUCAACUGCUCUGCGCCGGAUACAGGCAACAUGGAGGUGCUGGUGCGCUACGGCACAGGUGCGCAGAAGGAGCGCUGGCUGCAGCCUUUGCUGGACGGCAAGAUCCGCUCCUGCUUUGCGAUGACGGAGCCUCAGGUUGCUUCGUCUGAUGCCACCAAUAUUGAAGCUUCCAUCACUGAGGAAAAGGGUGUCUAUCUUCUGAAUGGGCAUAAAUGGUGGAUUUCAGGUUCCCUGGAUCCUCGUUGCCAGCUCUGUAUCUUCAUGGGCAAGACCGACCCUGCAGCACCCCGGCACAAGCAACAGUCAAUGUUGCUGGUUCCAAUGGAUACGCCUGGAAUUACCGUCACCAGGCCUCUCACCGUCUACGGCAUGGAUGAUGCCCCAGCUGGCCAUGGGGAGAUCACGUUCGAAAACGUCCGCGUUCCCCAAGAGAACAUCUUGCUGGGCCCGGGCCGAGGUUUUGAAAUCGCCCAGGGGAGGCUGGGCCCAGGAAGAAUCCACCACUGCAUGAGGCUGAUUGGCUUUGCAGAAAGAGCCCUGGCUCUCAUGAAGGAGCGGGUGAUUUCCCGCACAGCCUUUGGAAAGCCUUUAGCAGAACAGGGCACGAUCCGGGCAGACCUCGCCAAGUCGCGCAUUGAGAUUGAGCAGGCCAGGCUGCUAGUCCUCAAAGCAGCCCACCUCAUGGAUACUGUUGGGAACAAGGAAGCAGCGCUCGAAAUUGCCAUGAUCAAGGUGGUCGCUCCGAGCAUGGCUUUGCGGGUCAUCGACCGGGCUAUCCAGGCCUUUGGCGCAGCGGGGCUCAGCAACGACCACCCGCUGGCGCAGUUCUUUGCCUGGGCCCGGGCCCUCCGCCUGGCUGAUGGUCCCGACGAAGUCCACAGAGCAGCCGUGGCCAAGAUGGAGCUGCAGCGCUAGCUGUGAGCAGUGCCCCUUGGCGGGGAACAGCUUGACGGUCCAACAGCGGGCAUUGGGGAAGCACAUUCGGCGGUCCAGGGCUUUGGAGACUGGUGGGGAGGGGAGGGCUGUGUGGGUCAACUCGGGGGCAGUGCCCACCCUGAUGUCUGUGGCCCUUCAAUGAAUACUGAUCACAGCUGAUGAUGGGAAGCACCAUAGAGCCAAGCUGGCUAAGUGGCUAGUGCUGGCACAGCCAUGGACCCAGCCCAGGGCCCCUGCUAGGCUCAGCUGCUUCCUGGGCUCUCUUGGGGAGAAUUCACUGGUCCUAGCGGCAGCUGGGCCUUUGAUUCUGGGCGCCUCUAAGCUGCGCUUUAGGUACUAGAUGGUCCCUAAUGAUUCUCUGCCACUGGUAGGUGGCCAUCCUCUGAGGGAAGGAUCCUGAAGGCAGGUUGGGAAAUGGGGAGGAAACACAAUGGACCCGCAAAAGGGACCCUCCCGUCUCCCAUAUCAGUUGUGGGUGUGCUGGCUUGGGGGUGGAUUGCACUUUGACAUGCUCACUGAAAUCCAAUGAGGUGUUUUUAAGGGUGUGUGUGUGUGGAAAGAAUCACAGAGUAAAGCAUACUGUACUUUGUAGUCACUUGUCAUUAAAGUGUUUUGCAUAACAAGCAAAAUAAACAUGCUGCCUCCAGCUCUUUUCCUUC
Molecule: messenger RNA, 4179 nt
Organism: Hemicordylus capensis (graceful crag lizard)
Lineage: Eukaryota; Metazoa; Chordata; Lepidosauria; Squamata; Cordylidae
Gene: ACAD10
Product: acyl-CoA dehydrogenase family member 10
Exons: 22
Coding region: 338-3499 (1053 amino acids)
Molecular function (GO): flavin adenine dinucleotide binding; oxidoreductase activity, acting on the CH-CH group of donors
Source: RefSeq, a predicted model, not a curated record